Arachis duranensis is the source of this 2279-nucleotide messenger RNA. RefSeq names its product RNA demethylase ALKBH10B. Gene Ontology annotation, molecular function: mRNA binding; demethylase activity. The record is from RefSeq and is a predicted model, not a curated record. Bases 286 to 1884 code for a protein of 532 amino acids. NCBI's taxonomy places the organism in Eukaryota, Viridiplantae, Streptophyta, Magnoliopsida, Fabales, Fabaceae. Gene Ontology annotation, biological process: mRNA catabolic process. The transcript is spliced from 7 exons.
AGCACUCUCAUAUAUAACUCAUCUCCUAAACCUCCUUUUCAUUCUUCUCUUCUCUUCUCUUCCAUUAUCAUCUCCAUGUCUCUCUAAAAAAACACACACACAACAAAAACAACCUUCACUCUUCAAACCUCAUCAUCAUAAACACCAUCUCGUUGUUCUUAUAAUCUCCAUCAUCUCGUCAACCGAGAUUUCGGCCCAAAACACCAUUGGACCAUAUAUCUCGGAUCACCAAAAAAAAACAAACCUUCAAAAUCUCGUUUCAAGUUUCAAGUUUCAACCAUUUCCAUGGCGGCUGGUCCAACCGAUCGAGCUGCUCCCGCGGCGGCGCCUCUCCACAACCACCUCCACUCUCCGCCGGCGGCGCCGCUCAUCGUUCCGGACUCAUUCGCCAAGGACGCCAUCCUCGCAUGGUUCCGCGGAGAAUUCGCCGCCGCAAACGCCAUCAUCGACGCUCUCUGCGCUCACCUCGCGCAAUUGAGCUCCGUCUCCGGAGACGACGGCCGUUACGAUGCGUUGUUCUCCGCCGUCCACCGCCGUAGGCUCAACUGGAUCCCGGUGCUCCAGAUGCAGAAGUAUCACUCCAUUGCUGACGUGGCGCUCGAGCUGCGAAACGUCACCGACCGAGAGAAAAAUAUCGCCGGAGAAAACGCCGCCGGUGAGAUCGCCGAUGAGAAGGAGAAGAUCGGAGAAGAAAAGGUGACGGAAAUCGAAGAGAACGGUGGCGAACAUAACGAAGAGUAUGAAUCUCCGAAGAGCGAAAUCACUGAUUCAGGGUCUCAAGAAAUGCAGGGAAGUUCAACGAACAAUAUUAACAUAUGUUCCAAUCAUGAAGAAUGUGAAGGAAGAUCAUCACAGAUCAAGUUAACUAAAGGUUUCUCAGCAAAAGAAUCUGUGAAGGGGCACAUGGUUAAUGUUGUGAAAGGUUUGAAGUUAUAUGAAGAUGUUUUCACUGAAUCAGAACUUUGCAAGCUGACAGAUUUUGUGAAUGAGAUCCAUGCUGCCGGCCAGAAUGGAGAACUCUCAGGUGAAACCUUCAUUCUAUUCAACAAACAAGUGAAAGGAAACAAGAGAGAGCUGAUUCAGCUGGGUGUUCCAUUAUUUGGACAGAUAAAGGAGGACACUAAAAGCAAUAUAGAGCCAAUUCCAGCACUUCUUGAACAUGUCAUAGAUCACCUUAUACAAUGGAAGUUAAUUCCAGAGUAUAAAAGGCCAAAUGGGUGUAUCAUCAACUUUUUUGAAGAGGAGGAGUUUUCUCAGCCAUUCCUGAAACCACCACAUCUGGAUCAACCUGUCUCCACUCUUGUUCUCUCUGAAUCAACUAUGGCUUUUGGGCGAAUCCUUAUGAGUGAAAAUGAUGGAAACUACAAGGGUCCACUCAUGCUCUCAUUGAAGAUGGGGUCACUUCUGGUGAUGAGAGGGAACAGUGCUGACAUGGCAAGGCAUGUGAUGUGUCCAUCUCCUAACAGAAGGGUCAGCAUCACCUUCUUUAGAGUGAGGCCAGACUCAAACCAAUCCCAAUCACCAACCACUCCAACAAUGACUGCAGGUGCAAUGACCCUUUGGCAACCAAGCAUUGCUAGCCCAUAUGGUGCUGCUAUAACUGGUUAUGAUGGUAUGGAAAUGAUGAUGCCAAAAUGGGGUAUGAUCCGUGCCCCGAUGGUGAUGCUAGCCGCUGCCCCUGUGCCCCCUAUGGUAUUGAACCCUCGCAAGCUUGCCGGUGGUGGUACUGGUGUUUUCUUGCCAUGGAAUGUGCCAUCAAGAAAACCUCCAAAGCAUCUUCCGCCGAGGGCACAAAAAGGAAGGCUUCUAGCUUUAAGUGCCCCACCAGUUGAACCACACAUUGGUGAGUCCACUUCAGAGCCAAGCAUAAGUGUUGAAGGAUAGGAAGAGACAAGUUAAGUUUUUUGAAGCAGCCUUCAGCUUCAAAGUCCAGAGUAAUGUGCAUUCAAGAAAAAGGGCGUUGCUAAUGCCUUGGCUCUUUGCUCUCUCUACACUUUGGAGCAUUUUCUUUUGUUGUACAAACUAGACAUGCCUCAAGUGCAGCUAGAGAAGUUUGGUUAAUUUUUCAUUUUUUCCCCUUCACCCCUUUUAGCCCUUUUAUUUCCACAAGAGUAGCGAGUAGUGGUGUCCAACACCUCUACUUUCUUUUUUUCUUUUUUCUUUUACUUCUUUUUGAGCUUCAGUAGAAUAGUCAAGCUUUCAUAUUUGAAGAGUGUGAAUUAUCUCGAGGGUAGAAUUUUGUAAGAAUUAUAAAUUUAAGUUGAUCAUCUUUUUUUUUU